ACUCAAAAAUGUCAACUCUAAUUGUAUUGUCAUUUCAAGUUAACUUUUUUUAUCCUCAACAGUUAUUUUGACUCAUUUUUUUCUUCAUUUUACGUCAAUCAAUUAAAUAUUACCUUUUGCAUUUUAGUUUAUGUGAUGGGAAUAUAAAAUAUUAACCAGUAAAUUGAAUGUGAUUGUUGUUUCAUUUUUUUCUGGUAAAAUUGCUUUGAAAUAUUAAAUGUAAUUUACUUUUGAAUUUUUUUCCAUCAUUCUGUGAAUUAUGUGAUUAUUUAAAGUGGAAAUUAUUGGCUUAUUGGAUUAAUUUAUGAAUUUUUUUUUUGUUGCUCAUUUCUUAUUAUUUAACCUGAAAAGUAUUUCAUUUUAUAUUAUUAAAUAAAUUCAAAAAUGCAAUCUGAAAACUGAAAGGAAAAGGCUGUGGAAAUAAGUUGCUAUGGUUAUUUGUCGAGUCUUUUCUGUGUAAUUAGAUCUCAAAUCUACCGCUGAAUCUGUUUAUUUUGGUCAAAUCUGGUUUCAACUUUUUGUUUUAAUUUAUCUUGUUCAAUUGCCUUUAUUUCAUAAUGACAUCAACUAUAACUGCCCCCAUAGACGAUAAAAAUGAUGAUAAACCAGUGGAUCGAGAAAAGACUUGUCCUCUCUUACUUCGAGUGUUCCUCAGCAAUGGUCGUCAUCAUUCACCAAUAGAGUAUAAUCGAGGAAAUGUACCUUCGAAUGAACUACAAAUCUAUACAUGGAUGGAUGCUAGUUUAAAAGAAUUGACCAAUUUGGUUAAAGAAGUCAAUCCUGAUGCAAGACGCAAAGGAACUUAUUUUGAUUUUGCUUUAGUUUUUCCUGAUCUCCGUACUCCUGGUUAUCGUAUGAGAGAUAUUGGUUCAACAUGUUCGGGUCAAAAGGGUGUAGAUGAUACAAAGACAUUAGCUCAAUCAAGAUUUCAAAUUGGUGACUAU
Molecule: messenger RNA, 944 nt
Organism: Tetranychus urticae (two-spotted spider mite)
Lineage: Eukaryota; Metazoa; Arthropoda; Arachnida; Trombidiformes; Tetranychidae
Gene: Bin1
Product: histone deacetylase complex subunit SAP18
Biological process (GO): negative regulation of DNA-templated transcription
Cellular component (GO): nucleus
Molecular function (GO): transcription corepressor activity; transcription factor binding
Source: RefSeq, a predicted model, not a curated record